Molecule: messenger RNA, 1266 nt
Organism: Brettanomyces bruxellensis
Lineage: Eukaryota; Fungi; Ascomycota; Pichiomycetes; Pichiales; Pichiaceae
Exons: 1
Coding region: 1-1266 (421 amino acids)
Biological process (GO): translational termination
Molecular function (GO): translation release factor activity
Source: RefSeq, a predicted model, not a curated record
AUGGUUUAUAAUAUCAUCAGAUUUUUUGGAAGACGGGCCAUCGCAAGAUUACCAUCCUGCAAUACCAUAAAAUAUGACAAUAAUUUUUCACUGUUCUCCGUAUGGCAUGGAAUCCAUACGCAUGCAACUGCUGACUUGAUGGAAAAGUUGAAGCCAAAACUAAUUCACCAAGCAUUGAUUACGAAGGCUGAAAAUUCCCGGAAGCGGUUGAAAGUCUUGGAGACUAAAAUAUCGUCAGGCCAAAAUUACAGUGAAGAUGAUUCUAAAAAAUAUGCAUCUCUGAUGGCUUUGGAUGGAGUUUACAAUGAAUAUUUGGAGCAGAAGGAAAAUUUUAACGGUUUAAUAGGAUUGCUAAAGGAUGAUGAUGAAAUCUCUUUAAAGGAGGAAGCUGAGAAUGAACUAAAGACGGUAAUACCAGCAUACAAUAAAGCUAUAGACAAGCUAAAAGCAAAACUUUUGAAACCUCAUCCGUUUGCUGAUCGAGCUUGUAUUCUAGAAUUACGCCCAGGGGCGGGUGGUCAUGAAGCAGAUAUAUUUACUGGAGAUCUUUUAAACAUGUACACGAGGUAUUGCCAACUACAUCAUUGGCCAUACGAAAUUCUUUCACAGACAGAACAUGAUUCUGGAAACGGUAUUCUUGAAGCAACGCUAGCGGUGAAUCACAAGGGCUCAUAUGAUCGCUUAAGGCACGAAGCUGGUGUUCAUAGAGUUCAAAGAAUUCCACAGACAGAAACUAAAGGUCGUAUUCAGACCUCAGCAGCUGGUGUUGUGGUGCUUCCACAAAUUGAAAAUAUGAAAUCAGAUAGAUAUGUAAGGAAAUUUGAACCGGGAGAAGUUAGAAUUGAUGUUAUGAGAGCCGGAGGUGCAGGAGGUCAGCAUGUUAAUAAAACUGAAUCUGCAGUGAGGUUGACACAUAUUCCAACAGGUAUUGUGGUUCGUAUUCAGGAUGAUCGUUCUCAGCACAGGAAUAAAGAGAAAGCCUUUGAGGUCCUACGAGCUCGGUUGGCGGAAAAGGAGAUGAGAGAAAGAAAUGAGAGAGAGGAGAAAGAAAGAAUGGGACAAGUUUCCUCAGUGGAUAGAAGUGAUAAGAUAAGAACUUACAAUUUCCAGCAGAACCGGGUCACGGAUCAUCGAUGCAACUUUACGCUAUAUGAUUUGGAAGGAUGUAUGAAUGGUAUAAGACUCGAUGAUAUCAUUGAUGAGGUGUCUAAAAAAGAAGUGGAUGAAAGGGCAGAAGCACUUGCGAUGUCAAUAAAAGAUGACUAA